Polyodon spathula (Mississippi paddlefish) is the source of this 1190-nucleotide messenger RNA. Its product is annotated as nicotinate-nucleotide pyrophosphorylase [carboxylating]-like. Gene Ontology annotation, cellular component: cytoplasm. Gene Ontology annotation, biological process: quinolinate catabolic process; NAD+ biosynthetic process. NCBI's taxonomy places the organism in Eukaryota, Metazoa, Chordata, Actinopteri, Acipenseriformes, Polyodontidae. The transcript has 4 exons. The record is from RefSeq and is a predicted model, not a curated record. Gene Ontology annotation, molecular function: nicotinate-nucleotide diphosphorylase (carboxylating) activity. The coding region runs from base 110 to 1099 and encodes 329 amino acids.
AUUUAGGGCAAAGUUUACUUUCGUGGGGGUCGAGUGAGCAGACCUGCGAAAUACUGCUGCAAGCAAGCUGAGGAAAAACGAUUGUGCACAGAGAACUGCUUGAAAUCCCAUGAUGAUGUCACCGGUCACGCUGAACCUAUCGCACCUGCUCCCUCCCACCUCCCUGUCCAGCCUGGCUCGCGGUUGGCUGGCGGAGGACGCCGUGAACUUCGACCCCGCCGGGGUGUGCGUGGGAGACAGGGAGCAGACUCUGGCUCUCCUGUGCAAGACCCCCGGGGGAGUGCUCGCUGGGGUCCCCUUUUUCGACGCCGUUUUUAACGAACUGGGGUGCGCGGUGGACUGGUUUUAUCCAGAGGGGACCCAGCUGGGCCCGGAACCGGUGACCAGAACCGCCGUGGUCCGGGGGCCGGCUCGAAACCUCUUGCUGGGGGAGAGGCCCGCGCUCAACUGCCUGGCCAGAGCCUCGGGGAUCGCAACUCGCUGUCGCCUCCUGCUGGCCACGGUUAAGAAGGCAGGCUGGGCUGGCAGUGUGGCCGGAACCAGGAAGACCACCCCCGGCUUCCGAUUGGUGGAGAAGUAUUCCAUGCUGGUGGGGGGCGUGGCCACACACAGGCAUGACCUCAGUGGGCUGGUGAUGCUGAAAGAUAAUCACGUGUGGGCUUCUGGCAGCAUAACACAGGCAGUCUCGGAGACGCGUCAGGUUUGCGGUUUCUCCUCUAAGAUCGAGGUGGAGUGUCGCUCGGAGGAGGAGGGGAGGGAAGCUGCGAGGGCUGGAGCAGAUAUAAUCAUGCUGGAUAACUUCACUGCACAGGGCGUCCACGCUGCCGCCACCUCUCUGAAGCGGGAGUUCCCCUCGGUUCUGAUCGAGGCGAGCGGGGGGGUGACGGAAGACAGCCUCCCCUUCUUCCUCUCCCCCUCCGUCGACAUCGUCUCCCUCAGCUGCAUCACGCAGGGCUGCCCCGUCGUUGACUUCUCUCUCAAGAUCCAGCGCAGUUGCCACGGGAAUGGAACCGCCACCACCAGCCCCGCCCAUAGCGACCACUCUGCCGCCGUCCCUUCUCCGGACACGCCCACCAGCAGGCGGGACUUUGCUUUCUGAGACACGCCCCCCGAGACAAAAGCAGACAAAAAAAAACAAAAAGUGGCUUCCUAGAGAUGGACAGAAGUUUUGCAUCACCUAGAAUUUUAGG